This is a messenger RNA of Leucoraja erinaceus (little skate), 3308 nucleotides long. RefSeq names its product SKI-like proto-oncogene a (gene skila). The transcript has 8 exons. Gene Ontology annotation, cellular component: nucleus. Gene Ontology annotation, molecular function: DNA-binding transcription factor activity, RNA polymerase II-specific; RNA polymerase II cis-regulatory region sequence-specific DNA binding; SMAD binding. The record is from RefSeq and is a predicted model, not a curated record. Gene Ontology annotation, biological process: negative regulation of BMP signaling pathway. Lineage: Eukaryota; Metazoa; Chordata; Chondrichthyes; Rajiformes; Rajidae. Bases 665 to 2890 code for a protein of 741 amino acids.
CCCUCAACCCCACCCUCAACUUAUCCCCACCCCUCACCCUCCCUCACACCCUCAUCCUCACCCUCACCCCAUCCCCCUCAACCCACCCUCAACUCACCUCCACCCAUCUCUCCCCCCCAUCUCCCACACCCUCGCCACCCAUCUCUCCCCCUAUCACCGCACCUAUCCAUCCCUUCCCUCAUCCCAUCUAUCCCCUCGCCCAACAGCCCCACCCCCUCAUCCCCACCUCUCCUCACCCCCACCUUCACUCUCUCCCCAACCCCACCCAUCUCUCCCCCUCCUCCCCACUCCCACCCUCCCCUCACCCCACCACUCUCAUCCCACCCUCACCCAUCCACCAAUUCCCUCUACAUCCAGCCACCACCACUCAUCAGCCCCCCCACCCGCACCUAUCGCUCCCACCCCAUCUAUCUCCUCCUCACCUCUCUGCUCCUUUCAUACCUCUAGCUAUCUCUCAUUCCACUUCUCCCCACCUCCCUAUCCCCACCUAGCCAACCCUCACCAGCUCACCUCACCUCCACACUUCCAGCCAUCCCUACCACCUCUCCCCUCCUCUCAUUACCAAACUCCCCCACCCCUCCCCAUCCCAGCAUCAGUCAAAGGAGCCGCCUGCCAGCCUUCAGUCACCCACAGCUGGAGUGGAUCGAAAUGUCAUAAAAGAGCGAUGGCAAGUGUACGAGGAGCAUUGAGAAUGAUGGAUGGAGUAACCUUGGGCGAAAUCACGGUGAAAAAGGAACCUCUUUGUGAUCCAGUGGGAGAGAGGAGCACCGCAGGAAAAGAUUUGGAUGGAUGGAUUACAAACGUUUCCAGAGCCCAUGGGGUGAAGCAGGAAUGUGGGCAAGCCCUGGGAGUGGAGGAGGCAGCGGCGCGUGCUGAUGUGAUCAUGUCCAAAGCCUGCUUACUGUCAGGGGUACGUCCGCUGGAUCUUAACCCAGGCCUGAAGCACACCUUGGCACAGUUCCAUCUGAGCAGUCAGAGCUCCCUCGGAGGGCCAGCAGCAUUUUCAGCGCGUUGUUCCCAAGAAUGUACGUCCCCAGGAGUGCUUGUGCCCAUGCGGUCGCCUCCUGCACUGGCUGGCCCGCUGCUUAUACCCUCGGACAGCUCGACUGAACUCACACACACCUUACUGGAGAGAGAGACCAUUUCAUGCUUCAUGGUCGGCGGAGAGAAAAGGUUAUGUCUGCCCCAGGUCUUAAAUUCAGUGCUUCGAGAUUUCUCUCUGCAACAGAUCAAUGCUGUCUGUGAUGAAUUGUACAUUUAUUGUUCAAGGUGUACGGCAGAACAACUACAGAUUCUCAAGGUGCUGGGUAUCUUGCCUUUUAACGCUCCGUCAUGCGGACUUAUAACCCAGACUGAUGCUCAAAGGUUGUGCAAUGCUCUGGUUCACCCUGGUAUCCUACCCCCUGAUGCCAACAGACUCUCUGGCAAAGCAUGCCUUUCCCAGUUACAGAAUGGUGAUUCCAGCUUUGAAGUGGAGCACUGGUGUCUUGGGAAAUGCCAAGGUUUAUACGUGCCACAGUUUUACAACCAUCCCGAUGCUGCCUGUAUCCAGUGUCUGGACUGCCACAUGAUGUUUUCUCCGCAGAAGUUUGUGCUCCAUUCUCACAGGUUGCCAGACAAGAGAACCUGCCACUGGGGCUUUGAUUCGGCCAAAUGGCGCUGCUAUAUGCAGUUGAGCCGUAGAUAUGCAGAGACCUCUGAUGAAACAUUUUUAAAACCGUACCUUGAAGAAAUGAAAGAGCGUUUCAAUUUCAGCAACCAGCGAAAAAGGCCCCUUCCAAAGCAGUCUGCCUCAGAAGAACUUCAGCCGAAGAGGGCACAUUUAGAGCACGCUGGUUCUCAAGAUGAAGUGCCUGAGAAAGGCCUGGACAGAAAGAAUGAAUCUCAGCACGCUAUGACAUUCCAGCACUGGUGUCCAGUCAUCAAACAAGAGGUGGAUUAUCCAAGUCAACAACAUCCUUCAGUGAUACAUCCAAGCUGUCUUUUAUAUAUGUACGAUAAGGUGAUAGCUCCAAAUGUUUCAUUGGCUCCACCUUUGCAACGAUGUAGAGAUGCCACUAAGUCGGUGAAUAAGGAAUACACAAUGGACAUCUCAACAACUUUGGACGAGGGGAUGAAACAUCAGAAGGAAAAUGUGGACAAGAAGCUGAUUUCCUAUUUUGUGUCAUCUCCAGAGGAGGAAGGAAGCAACACGUCACUUGCAGAUUCCUACAGUCCACGUUACCGAGCUUCAGCGUCUUCCAUUACAGAUCAAGAAUAUAUCAAAUCUGAACGUGUCAGCCAUAGAAAUAAAGAGAGAAUUCCCAAGGAUCGAAAUAGCAAUUCCUCAAGGAUUGAUAAAGAGACUCGUAAUUCUUCUCAGCACAUUGGAAUGAGCACAGAAGAGAAUGAGAAAAUAGUGGAACAAAUCAUGAAAACGUACUGUGAACAGCAGGAGAAAUUGAACACCACAAUUCACCAGAAGAAGCAUUUGCAAAUGGAAGUGGAGUUAUUGCAAGUCACAAAGAGGAUGAAACUCAAAGAAUUGACUGAGGAGAAGCUUGAGCUGCAGCAAGAGCUGGAUUCUCUACAAUCUGCCCAUGCCCAGAGAAUGAGUGCAGUUCACGAUGAACAGGCAGACGUAGAGUGGCAGCUGGAGCAGCUGAAGCAAGGCUGUUUGUGUGACCGCACAACAGAAAAGGGCCAAGAGGCUGAGUACACUGCACAGUUAGCCGAAUUGCGACAAAGGCUGGACCGAGCUGAGGCGGAUCGCCGAGAACUUCAAGAGGAGCUGAGGUGUGAGCGUGAAGCCCGAGAAAAACUGGAAGCCAUGGUAAAGGAACUGAAGCUUCAGAUCUUCGAAACCUCCAGAAAUAAAGCUGGCACUGUGCUGAGGUCUGUAGCGGAUUGAUGAGAACAAAGUCUCCUCUGAAGCACCAGCUGUUUGAAGCAAAGUAAUUUUAUAGAAUUGCUUUUGAGGAAGAGUGGUGAAUUAACGUCUUGCAACCUACACUGGAAGAAAUCUGUGCAACUGAAUAAUUGUUGUUCUGGAGAGACUGGAGUUAAUUGUAAUUCAUCCAGUUUGGAACAAAAAUCUAGAAAGCAAAGUUUAAACAAAUUAAGUUUUGUACAUAAAUAUAUAUAUAUAUAUAUAUAUAUAUAUAUAUAUAAUGCAUAGGUAAAAUAUCUACAUUAUAAAAUGGCUAGGCAUGGGAGAUAUGUUAUUUGAUAACCUUUGGAAAUUUAUAUGCAUGUAGAGCCAGCCACGCAUUAGAAUCUGUUCUUGUGCUCUUUCCCAUUGCCUUUAUAAAUGGCUUUUGUUAAAAUCA